AUGAAGCUAUGGCAGCCUAACAUUCUCAUGAACCUCAAUCCUGACUUCGGCCAAAACCAACUCCCCCCACCUCCGAGCUCACUCAUGGAGUCGUGGAGCAGUGGAGCAGUUGUGCAAGGGAUCUUGUUGAUCCCGAACCAGGCCCUGGCAGCCAAACAUUUGAAUCGCUUCUCUGUACGGAGUAGUUCGAGCCAACUGGCGAUGAAAUCCACGGAUGUUGAAGUGCUUCUAUUUCUGGAGGGCUGUCCUCUGCAUCACGGCCUGCAUGGUCCCCAUGGCCAGCAAAUCAACAUCUUCCAUAAGCGCCCAGUUUUUGGUGGCUGGAAUGAUGUUGGAAUGGCGUUGGACCGACUUCUGAGACUAGGCAAGGAUCUGUCUUCACCUUCAACCCACCUUGUGAAGGGUCGAAUCAGCAACACGCAACACAACAGAGGAGUUCCAACUUACACCAAGAGGUCGAGAUCGCCCAAUCAUUUCUCUGCCUGGUGA
Histoplasma capsulatum G186AR is the source of this 489-nucleotide messenger RNA. RefSeq lists its product as uncharacterized. The transcript has a single exon. The coding region runs from base 1 to 489 and encodes 162 amino acids. The record is from RefSeq and is a predicted model, not a curated record. NCBI's taxonomy places the organism in Eukaryota, Fungi, Ascomycota, Eurotiomycetes, Onygenales, Ajellomycetaceae.